GGGCUGAGCUCGGAGCCGCGGCGGGCGCGGGAAGCGGGCCGGGGCGCGAGCCGAGCGCAGCCUCCCUCGCCAGCCGGGCAGAGCGGGCACCGCGGGCGGAGCGGGACGAGCGUGCCGGCGGGCGGAGCGGGGCACGGCGCGCCGGGGCCGCCGCCGGGGGGGAUGCAGCUGCCUCCCCGGGCCGGCGUGUAGAGAGGGCGGGUCCCCGGCCUCGGGAGCGCGGCGGUGGAGGGGACAGAGGCGGCGGCCAUGGCGACCCCCGGCAACCUGGGGUCCUCCGUCCUGGCGAGCAAGACCAAGACCAAGAAGAAGCACUUCGUAGCGCAGAAAGUGAAGCUCUUUCGGGCCAGCGAUCCGCUGCUCAGCGUCCUGAUGUGGGGAGUAAACCACUCGAUCAAUGAACUGAGCCAUGUUCAAAUCCCUGUUAUGUUGAUGCCAGAUGACUUCAAGGCCUAUUCAAAGAUAAAGGUGGACAAUCACCUUUUUAACAAAGAAAACAUGCCGAGCCACUUCAAGUUUAAGGAAUACUGCCCGAUGGUUUUCCGUAACCUGCGGGAGAGGUUUGGAAUCGAUGAUCAGGAUUUCCAGAAUUCCCUGACCAGGAGUGCACCCCUUCCCAACGACUCCCAAGCCCGCAGCGGAGCCCGGUUCCACACGUCCUACGACAAGAGGUACAUCAUCAAGACCAUCACGAGUGAGGACGUGGCCGAAAUGCACAACAUCCUAAAGAAAUACCACCAGUAUAUAGUGGAAUGUCAUGGGAUAACCCUUCUUCCCCAAUUCCUGGGCAUGUACCGGCUUAAUGUUGAUGGAGUUGAAAUAUAUGUGAUUGUUACAAGAAAUGUGUUCAGCCACCGUUUAUCUGUAUAUAGGAAAUAUGACUUAAAGGGCUCUACAGUGGCUAGGGAAGCAAGUGACAAAGAAAAGGCCAAAGAACUGCCAACUUUAAAGGAUAAUGAUUUCAUUAACGAGGGUCAAAAGAUUUAUAUUGAUGACAAUAACAAAAAGGUAUUCCUGGAAAAACUGAAGAAGGAUGUCGAGUUUCUUGCCCAGUUGAAGCUCAUGGACUACAGCCUCCUGGUGGGAAUCCACGAUGUGGAGAGAGCCGAACAGGAAGAAGUGGAGUGCGAAGAGAAUGACGGAGAGGAGGAGGGGGAGAGCGACGGCACCCACCCUAUCGGAACCCCCCCCGACAGUCCUGGAAAUACGCUCAACAGCUCACCGCCCUUGGCUCCGGGCGAGUUUGAUCCGAACAUUGAUGUUUAUGGAAUUAAAUGCCAUGAAAAUUCGCCUAGGAAAGAGGUGUACUUUAUGGCAAUUAUUGACAUUCUGACUCAUUAUGAUGCAAAAAAGAAAGCUGCCCACGCUGCAAAAACUGUUAAACACGGCGCUGGUGCGGAGAUCUCCACCGUGAACCCAGAACAGUAUUCCAAGCGCUUUUUGGACUUUAUUGGCCACAUCUUGACGUAACGUCCUGCAUGGCCGAAGACGGACGUGAGCGUGGGAAGGACAGAGGUGGCUUCAGCACAGGAAAAAUGAAAACCAAACUCAGUGAAGCACACCUCCUCGCUUGCAUCUUCAGGCCAAGAUGACUGAUUUGGGGACUACUUGCUUUAACAGCUACCUGAUAUUUCCCAGCAUCACUCUAGCUAUUUCUGACUUGGGUGUGUAUGUGGGGGGGCGGGGGGCGUGUGCACACACGCGCACGUGAGCAUCUUAAAAACUGAUGGAAACCGACUUCGGUCAGAGUGUGUUUGGGGCAGUAACCCUCUGAUUCCAGCUGUGGACGAAUGAAUGAAUGAAUGAAUGAGUGAGCACAUGCAGGGGGGAGGGGAGAAGGCAAUGCAUGUCAGACCAACCAGGUUGGCACCACACGAUAAACUGUGGAUCAGUUUAUUUUUUGGAGUUGAAAGAUGUGAGACGGUAAUCGUAAUAAUAAUGUAGAUAAUAAUGAUGAUGAUAAUAAUAGUGAUGGUGAUUAAAAGGAAAAAAAACUUACUGCAGAUGUUACACUUCUACCACGCACGCUGACACUCCUUAAUAGUUGCACCCCGGGCGCUGGACGGAGGAGGCUGGCAUCUCCCGCGCAUCCUGGUUCAGGUGUCGGGACUCACGGUGUCUGGGGAAAAACGCCCCUCCUCCAGCAGGAAGCUGAUGCCCCUAGUGUCUCUCUCUGUACAUUUUCACCUCAGUAAAUAUGCCCAGGAAAACUGCUUACUUCUCUUUUCUUGCCUGGAGCUUCUUCACUGACACACUCUUACGUUGCAAUAUAGUAAUUAAUGCUACAAAAUAAAAAUAAAGCUUACCUGAAAAGUGCAGUUUUGGGCAAUGGCAUAUACAUCUCCCAUGGUGGGAAGGUGAGCAAAGCAUCUAGAACUCUCAAUUUUCCAGUUAAACAGUGGUAUUUUGUUAUGCAUUUGCCCUGAACUGAAACCCUCAAUAUUACUGUUUACAUUAUUAGGAAAACAGGGAUAUUUUUGAAUCUAAAAAUUUAAUGUACAGCAUGUGAUUUUUGAAGUUUACAUGUAAAGUCAUUUUACAGUGUAGGUGAAAUGUCUGUCAUAUUUUGAAAUGUAUCCUGCAGUCACAUUUUAAUGGUAGGCGGUCUUUUACAGUAAAAGGAAAAGGGUUGUUUUCCUCCGAUGGACAUUUAUCAACCUAAUGAUUUUUUUUUUUAAGAAAAUGUUUAACCCAGAUCUGGUUAUGCAAGUUCAUUGCCCUAAACUGUGCUGACUGUGUCUAAUCAAUUAUAAAUUUCCAACAUCGAUCAUCUAUUUACCAACUUGCUGGCAUUUUCUGAAAGGUGUCAAGCUAAAAUAUUAGACUUGCUUAGAAUAGGUUAUCAACUUAUACACUGUGCUAAAGCUGUGCCUUUGAAAUUCUUUGUUUAAAACGUGAGAUGAUUUUUGUAGGCAGGUUCA
Messenger RNA from Physeter macrocephalus (sperm whale), 2921 nucleotides. RefSeq names its product phosphatidylinositol-5-phosphate 4-kinase type 2 alpha (gene PIP4K2A). Gene Ontology annotation, biological process: phosphatidylinositol phosphate biosynthetic process. Bases 250 to 1470 code for a protein of 406 amino acids. Gene Ontology annotation, cellular component: plasma membrane. NCBI's taxonomy places the organism in Eukaryota, Metazoa, Chordata, Mammalia, Artiodactyla, Physeteridae. The transcript is spliced from 10 exons. The record is from RefSeq and is a predicted model, not a curated record. Gene Ontology annotation, molecular function: 1-phosphatidylinositol-4-phosphate 5-kinase activity; 1-phosphatidylinositol-5-phosphate 4-kinase activity.